Messenger RNA from Diprion similis, 3399 nucleotides. It is a transcript of the gene gro, whose product is annotated as protein groucho. Gene Ontology annotation, molecular function: transcription corepressor activity; protein binding. The transcript has 14 exons. Gene Ontology annotation, biological process: regulation of DNA-templated transcription; negative regulation of canonical Wnt signaling pathway. The record is from RefSeq and is a predicted model, not a curated record. The coding region runs from base 61 to 2376 and encodes 771 amino acids. Lineage: Eukaryota; Metazoa; Arthropoda; Insecta; Hymenoptera; Diprionidae. Gene Ontology annotation, cellular component: transcription regulator complex; nucleus.
UCCCCCACCCCCCUCGCCGUGGACCACCAACCACCAACCAGAGUAUUGGAAACAAUUAAGAUGUACCCCGCGCCGGCGAGACAUCCAUCCGCUCCCGGUGGCGGUGGAAGUGCAGCGGGGGCUGCCGGUGGGCUGAAAUUUACUGUCGCCGACACCUGCGAGAGAAUCAAAGAAGAAUUCAGUUUUAUUCAGCAACAGUAUCAUUCGCUGAAGUUGGAGUGCGAAAAGCUAGCUAAUGAGAAGACUGAAAUGCAGAGGCAUUACGUAGUGCAGUACUAUGAGAUGUCCUACGGGCUCAAUGUCGAGAUGCAUAAACAGACGGAGAUUGCAAAGCGGUUGAACGCGAUAAUUGCCCAAGUCCUUCCGUUCCUCGCACAAGAGCACGGGUUACAGCACCAACAGCAAGUGGCCAACGCCGUUGAACGGGCAAAGCAAGUUACGAUGACCGAGCUCAACGCCAUUAUUGGGCAACAACAUCAGCAAGGAUUACAGCAAUUAUUGCAACAGAUUCACGCUCAGCAGCUGACCCACGGGGCCGUCGUGGGUGGAUUGCCCCCCGCGGGCUUACUGGGGUUUGCGGGGGCGGCGGCGGCGGCGGCUGGGGGUGUCCCACCCCACCUGGCACCACCCCCGCAUCCCGGUGCAGCCGCGGCCGCCGCCGCCCAGGCACAGGCUCUCCUCAAGCCGGCGGAUCUUCAGCACAGAAACGCCGCCGAGACGCCCGAAGACCGGAAACCGAUUCCAAUACCGGACGAACGGUUGAGACGAUCGGUUUCACCGGGUGAAAAAUUUCGCAGCCGAACACCCGACAUCGAGAGCGGUGAACCGAAACGGAGGAAAGAGGAAAAACUCGGCCACGAAAGCGAUGGUGAAAAAAGUGACCAAGAUCUUGUCGUGGACGUAGCGAACGAGGAGCCUGGCUCGCCGCACGCCAACGGCGAACACGCAGAUCCACGCGAGAACGGCACUCUUGAGAAACUUGGGGCCCCGGGCCCCGGUGGGGGGCCGUCUUCCGGGACCGCCUCCGUCAAGGACAGACCACCGUCAAGGAGCGGUAGCUCUUCGGCGCGGAGCACUCCCUCUCUGAAAAGUAAAGAUAUCGACAAGCCGGGCACACCUGGGGCAGGAGCGAGGGGAUCUCGCAGCUGUACUCCAACUAUGGGGGGCAUUCCUGGGCCACUGGGUCCACGGGGUUAUCAUCCCCCAUCAUCGCAGCAGCAAACCCCACCUCAGGGCUAUCAGGGCUUGCCCUCCCGCGGCAAUGAGCCACCCCAAUCUCCUUCAUCUUAUAACAACUUGCCUUACGCACGACCACCAAUGCUCGGAUUUGACGGUCACGUUAGAAUACCUGCUACUAACGGAUUGAGUAACGUUCCUGGUGGUAAACCCGCAUAUUCUUUUCACAUGAACGGAGAGGGUCAACUUCAGCCUGUACCUUUUCCAACAGAUGCAUUGAUCGGACCUGGAAUACCAAGGCACGCGAGGCAAAUCAACACUCUAACUCACGGUGAAGUUGUUUGUGCUGUGACAAUAUCAAACCCCACUAAAUAUGUCUAUACUGGUGGAAAAGGUUGCGUGAAAGUUUGGGACAUUGGACAAGGCGGUAGCGGUAGUGUGAAACCUGUAUCACAACUUGAUUGUCUACAGCGAGACAAUUACAUUCGCUCAGUCAAACUUUUACCCGAUGGACGGACACUCAUCGUCGGCGGUGAAGCGAGCCAGCUUAGCAUUUGGGAUUUAGCCAGUCCUACUCCACGUAUUAAAGCAGAGCUCACUUCCUCGGCACCAGCGUGUUAUGCCCUGGCGAUAUCUCCCGAUUCCAAGGUCUGCUUCAGUUGUUGCAGCGACGGGAAUAUCGCAGUUUGGGAUCUUCACAAUCAGACUUUGGUCAGGCAGUUUCAAGGACACACCGAUGGUGCUUCUUGUAUCGAUAUAUCAACCGAUGGUACUAAAUUGUGGACUGGGGGACUCGACAACACAGUCAGGUCCUGGGACUUGAGGGAAGGAAGACAGUUGCAGCAGCAUGAUUUUACGUCGCAAAUAUUUUCAUUAGGUUAUUGUCCUACCGGUGAGUGGCUCGCUGUUGGAAUGGAAAACUCAAAUGUUGAAGUACUCCAUGCAACAAAGCCUGACAAAUAUCAGCUUCACCUUCACGAAUCUUGUGUACUGUCGUUACGGUUCGCCUCGUGUGGAAAAUGGUUUGUUUCAACUGGGAAGGAUAAUCUGCUGAACGCGUGGCGUACACCUUACGGAGCAUCUAUAUUCCAAUCAAAGGAGUCUUCGUCCGUUCUGAGCUGUGACAUAUCUACAGAUGACAAAUACAUCGUGACUGGUUCUGGCGAUAAAAAGGCAACGGUAUAUGAAGUGAUGUACUAAACUUUGUGCUACUUGUAUAUUUUUAAUAAUAAUAUGAAAAUAAUCGUAAUUAUAAUAAUAAUAAUGAUAAUAAUAAUAGUAUCGGAACAAAAAAGAAUCGAAACAUUUUCCUAGAUCUCAUAAGAUUUUUAUAGUAAUCGUCAUACGUUACAAAACCAUUGUACAAUAGCUUUGUAAUCCAAGAGAAGUAACGGUAUAAGGAUGACACAAACUUCACUAUGCAGAUGGAAAACUCUUGAACAAUUUCUGCCUUGUGUUUGUAUAAAUGUGUUAAUAAGUACAUACCCCUAAUGAUAAGUGUCGUGUGAAUGACUAAGCAUACAAUAGUGAGACAUAGUUGAUUAAGGUAUUGUUGCGAAGCAUAAGUAUUAAUGCUAAAGGUAUUACAUUACCUUUUAGGUAUUUUAUUAUCCGAAGCAUAAGUAGGUGUGAAACUCUGUACAGAAUUGUACAUGUUAGUUGUAUUUGGUGCGAUGUAUAGGCUUAUAAGACUUAAUAACUACGCUGUAAAGUGACAAAAAAUCCACAAAAACAAAAAAAAACUAUUUCUCUACUUUAGCUAGAUGGGAAGGGUUUGGAUUGAGACAAGGUGAAUUUUUUUUCAGGAAGCUGGUGCAUUGUUAUACAUAUUACUUUUCCAGAAAGAAAUUUUGCUUUGGCUCAAGUAAAUUCCUUUCUUAAUAAAAAUUACAAAUCAUAAAGUAAGUGUCGUUUUACCUAUAAAUAGUGCAAUGAACGGUAUACUUAUAAUUCUAUUUAUUAUCACUAAUAGCAUCCCAGCUCUAGUGGCAAUGUACGUUCUCAUAAACUUAGUACGCCUCCUUCUACCCAUACCUAGCAAUAAUACGUGAUAAAUAAUAACGCAACAAUUUUCUUUAUUGUCACAACAGCACACUCCGAGUUUCAGUGUUAAAUAAAGUCAUUCAAAUGCGGAAAAGCCUGGUGAUUUACCUACUCGUGGUAAAAAAUAAAAAGAUGAAGGUUAUUAUGUAAACGUAUCGAAAUAAAUCUAAUGUAUAAAUA